AUGAGUAAGCAUUAUUUCCACACCCUAGAUGAAUAUACUGAAAAUAUCAAAAGUGGUAAUUACUCACCAUUUAUUCCAUUCAGCCCGAAGUUAUCAGAAUGGACUUUACUAAUUACAGCAUUAGGAUUUAUAUUUAUGAUCAUACUCCGCUAUUUCGUUGCAGGCAUACAUACUAAAUUAAUACCGAAGGAUAAUAUUUUAUAUAGAUAUUCCAAAUCUUCAUUAUUGGAUCGACUAAAUAAAAAAUUUGAUAUAUCUAAAAAAGGUUGUGUAUAUAAAUGGAAAGAAAAUUUUUGGUUUGCCUUAUGGCACACUUUUUCUUUCAUAUAUAAUUUUGUUUUAUUGGUAUCAAUGUCUGGAUACUUAAACAAUACAAAUGGAUGGGUUAAAAUGUGUUUUAAAGAACACACUGGAAAAUGUUUGUUUUUAGUUACAGAAGAUGAAUACAAUGAUAAUAAAAAAGGAUGGCCAUAUAUGUAUUUAGAUAAUAAUGUUCAUUAUUUUUAUAUAACCCAAGUGUCUUUUUGGUUAUCAUGCCUUUUUUAUCUAAAAUAUGAAAUAAAAAGAAAGGAUUAUUAUGUAUUUAUAAUACACCAUUUAGCGACAUUAGGGUUAUUAUUAUAUUCACAAUUUUAUAAUUUAUGGAGGGCUGGAUUAUUAGUAUUAUUUCUUCACGAUAUCGUUGAUGUUUUUCUUUAUAUUUCUAAGACUAUGAAUUACUCAAAGUCAAAAUAUCAAAAACCAUUGACACUUUUUUAUUCUUUUUUUGUUUUAUCUUUUUUUUUCUUUCGUAUUAUUUUGUUUUUAUUUUAUUUAGUAAUUCCUUUAAGUGAUAUUAAUAUGAUCAAAUCAUAUACUGAUGGAUUUAUUAAUUCACAUAAUGAUGCCCCAAUGGGAUAUGUUCCAGUUGGUUUUCUCUGGAUGUUGAUGAUGAUGCAUUUUUAUUGGUUUUUCUUAAUUUUGAAGAUGACACGCAUAUAUAUCGAAAAAGCUUAUAAAUCUAGUAAAUCUGAUAUAGUAGACAUACGAAGUGAUAAUGAAGACGAAGAAGAAGAAGAAGAAGAAUUGGAAGUAAAGGAAAUUCCAAGUUAA
Molecule: messenger RNA, 1092 nt
Organism: Plasmodium vinckei vinckei
Lineage: Eukaryota; Apicomplexa; Aconoidasida; Haemosporida; Plasmodiidae
Product: translocation associated membrane protein, putative
Exons: 3
Coding region: 1-1092 (363 amino acids)
Biological process (GO): ceramide biosynthetic process
Cellular component (GO): endoplasmic reticulum; membrane
Molecular function (GO): sphingosine N-acyltransferase activity
Source: RefSeq, a predicted model, not a curated record